UUGUGCAUUUGCAAACAUUACUGUAGUAACUUGUUUUUGUAUCUUGUUAUGAGGCAAUAAUAAUAAUAAUAAUAAUAAUAAUAAUAAUAAUAAUAAUAACCCUCUUCCUCUGUGUUUCAUGCACAGUAACACCUGAAUGAUUUGUUGAUUUGUUUUGGACAUCCAAAACAGCGAGAAGUAGAGAAUAGUUGUAAUAAAUCAAGCCUCUGCAUGCUCCAAAAGUGCACAUUACAGAAUGAGUAGCAAUAUUUCUAGAGGCCCACACAUCUAUUGGGUUUAGUGAGCGUGAUAUUUCCUGUUUGCUCAUAGCAACUUAACCACCGCUGUUCACCAGAAUAUCUCACUAAAAUUAGGUUAGGUAUUGGUACUUCUUAUGGGCACAUAAGUUUGCCUCAGUAAAAAAAAAAAAAAAAAAAAAAGAAGAAGGUUGUAUUAAGAGAAUCGAUGUACUCCAAUCUAAAGAAAGAUUAAUAAAUAAAUAAAUAAAAUAAAAGGAACUGUCAUUGUGAGUCAGAAUCAAGUCUGAAUAAAUCCUCCCUGACCUCACACAAACUAUUAAUACUUACAUCCUUAUUCGGUGUACCUCUUCUCUCAUUCAAGUCUUUAUACCUUUCCCCCUUGAGCUUGGCUUCUUCCUAAUCUGUAACUAACAUAUUGUUUUCUGGCCUCUUCUUCCCCCACUGUGGCUUUGUGACACUUCCUUUUUUAUUUGUGAGCAUGCUCUCAGUUCAGUGAGAUCAUAUGCUACAAAUAAGUGUCCGUACUGAAGCCCAACCCACUACCUAAUGGUUUAUAAUCGAGCAAAAUCUCACGCUGUUGCCAGAGUCGUUACUGUCUGCUAGGAUAGCAACAUGGAACAGGAGAGUUUUCUCAGCGGGGGUGUCGCCUUGGUUCACACUGUGGUCGACGGCAAGCACUGUUAUGAAGUGGAUAAUGUUUUGACCAGUACGCCUAGUGAUUUUGGCAGGAAAGGGGACAAGCUCCUGAUGAUAAAUGAUGUCGAAACUCAGCAUUUGCCUCCGAAUGUGUUCGCCAUGAUGCUAAGCUCAGGGUCUCCACUCCUGACUUUGCACCGGGUGAGUGUCGAUGAGGCACAGAAGAAAUCCCCAGUGUCUGAAAGCAUGAGACCCUACCACAGGGAAAUGACCGUUUUAGACUUCAGUCUGGCCAUGGUUAGACAAACAUGUCUGGAUAAAGAUGAAGAAAACCCACAGGUGCCAGAAGAGUGUGACGCGGAGAGCGGUGAUAUGGAAGGCGUUUCUUUCACGAACAAGGAAGUUCUGCUCGUGUCCAUGACUAACACAAGUGUAGCGAUUCUGCAAGCACGAGGAUGCGACACCCAAAACCCCUGCAGCAGCUGUGGUGCCGCAGGGUGCACCCUCAGUGACUUUGUUGUGGCUACUAAGCAGACUAAGGUCACAUCAGCUUACAGAGAAUAUAUUCGAAAACGUUUCGAAAAAGGUCAAGUUUUGAUCCAGAGUUUACUGCAAAAGGCCAUCUGUCCUGAAAAUAUCCAUCAACGAGAACUGCCUUGCAUGAGUAAUGCCACCACAGAGAACAUCACAAUCUACUACUAUAUGUCAAAUGCAGCAGAAGAUUUCGAUAAAGGCGUUCCUGUUGUUUUGAACUUCAGCGGCUCGACCAACUUCCUUAAAUGCGUGUGUGAGAACGGCAGACCAGCUUUGACUGUUGAGUGCUGCGACAAAAGCAAGCUGCAGUCUAUCUGUAAGGAUGACCCGAGCACGUGGCCUUUUGUCUUCUACCUGAAAACUACAAAGGACAACCACCGUCGCUUUGAGUCGGCUGCGUACAGUGGUUGGUUCAUCCACACCAAACCUUCUGGCUUGGUCUGCGUGGACCAAGGAACAAAUUACAGGGAGAGUAACUUCUACAUCAUCAUCCAGUUAGGAAACAAAUAAAAACAUUUCUUAGAUAUUUAGACCCCUAAACUUGGGUUGUGGGUUUCAGCUACAACAUAUUCAAAUUGGUAAGAGGUAUGAAUUCGUGAUCAUCAGAAUAAACACAACGGUGCUGAGAUCUGACAUUAAUCAAGCCAAUGAUAUUUUUCUCUCAUUAUAAUUCAAGUCACACUUGACUUAAAAUGUUACUCAUUUUAAUUACUGUAAUUAUUAGUGGCACUAGCCUUCUAGUAAUGUCUUGUAUAUACGAAGCAAUUUUUGAUCAGCAUUAAAUGCCCACUUUUACUCCGAGCUGAUGUGCGACUUUUAACUGCUAUUGCAGUAUUACGUAAAUAUGUAUCAUAUCACCAUUUAUUGAUUUUUACACAUUUUUUUCACAUUCAUUUUUAUAGCAUGUGCUUUUCUUUGAUACAUCUGUUAAAUUGUAUUGUGCACGAGUUUAUUCUGUAUCAAUUCUGAAUGUUCUCGUUAAGAAUGAAGAAUUUAGUGCUCCGAGAAUAUGUUAUAUAAAGUUAAUGAAUGUUGUUUUUGUGCUUCGUGCUUAACUGGCAUUAUUAUUUUUUUAUGCUGUUAUAGUAGUGAAAAGUGUUUUAUACCAAUAUCUAUAGUCCUAUUGAAUAUUUAUAUCUACUGUAUUCACACAAUACAUCAUGUCAAUUGGCUAACUCUGCAGUUUUGUACACAUUAAUGUUUAUGGCUUUCAGAUAAUAAAGAAAUGUAUAAGUGUGUUUUCA
Ictalurus furcatus (blue catfish) is the source of this 2653-nucleotide messenger RNA. RefSeq lists its product as uncharacterized. The record is from RefSeq and is a predicted model, not a curated record. Gene Ontology annotation, biological process: positive regulation of gene expression; cytokine-mediated signaling pathway; cellular response to lipopolysaccharide. Lineage: Eukaryota; Metazoa; Chordata; Actinopteri; Siluriformes; Ictaluridae. Bases 852 to 1919 code for a protein of 355 amino acids. The transcript is spliced from 7 exons. Gene Ontology annotation, molecular function: cytokine activity.